Messenger RNA from Pelobates fuscus (common spadefoot toad), 2529 nucleotides. RefSeq names its product RAB8A, member RAS oncogene family (gene RAB8A). Gene Ontology annotation, biological process: protein secretion; endocytic recycling; Golgi vesicle fusion to target membrane. Lineage: Eukaryota; Metazoa; Chordata; Amphibia; Anura; Pelobatidae. The record is from RefSeq and is a predicted model, not a curated record. The coding region runs from base 38 to 571 and encodes 177 amino acids. Gene Ontology annotation, molecular function: GTP binding; GTPase activity. The transcript has 7 exons. Gene Ontology annotation, cellular component: trans-Golgi network transport vesicle; dendritic spine; endosome.
UCCAGCCAUUGGUAUUUCCUGUAUAGUAGUUUUUAAUAUGGCGAAGACUUACGAUUAUUUGUUCAAACUUCUUCUGAUCGGGGAUUCCGGGGUCGGCAAGACGUGCGUACUCUUCAGGUUCUCAGAAGAUGCCUUCAACUCCACCUUUAUAUCCACCAUAGGUAUUGACUUUAAAAUCCGAACAAUAGAAUUAGAUGGCAAAAGAAUUAAACUACAGAUAUGGGAUACAGCUGGACAGGAAAGGUUUCGAACAAUCACUACUGCAUAUUACCGAGGAGCAAUGGGUAUUAUGUUGGUAUAUGAUAUCACCAAUGAAAAAUCUUUUGACAACAUAAAAAACUGGAUACGAAAUAUUGAAGAGUUGGCUUUGGAGUAUGGGAUUAAGUUCAUGGAGACAAGUGCAAAAGCAAAUAUCAAUGUAGAAAAUGCCUUUUUUACUUUGGCAAGAGACAUCAAAGCAAAAAUGGACAAGAAAAUGGAAGGGAAUAACCCUCAAGGGAGUAGUCAGGGUGUCAAAAUCACCCCAGACCAGCAGAAGAAGAGCAGUUUCUUCCGAUGUGUCCUUCUGUGAGGGAUGCUGUCUUAUUGGAGUUCUGUGCUCCACAAACUGGACUGUGCCUGUAUAUGAGUAACCAUCGUCUUCACAGAUACACAACCUUAAACCACCAGCUCUGCCGCAAUCUAGCUUAUCUGAAUAAGAGUGAGAAGCUCUGUCUACCUUAGUAACUGUUUCAACUAGCCGUUCUGGAACAUGUUCUAAGUUUGUACAUUUAUUGUUCCAUUUAUUUUUGUUUAUAUAUUUUAUUUUAUUUUUCCUUACCAUUUGGUUGAUAUAAUCACCGUAUUCCCUGUUUGUUUUUUUUGUUUGUUUUUUUGUUUUUUGCUUUCUUUUAUUUCCCUAUUUUUCUUCAACAUUAAACAAAGUGGUUACCUUUAAGGGGUUGCCUAAGGAGCCAUAUUUAUAUGUUCAUUCUGUUAACCAAAAUUCGUUACCACUUAAAUUUGGAUCCAUAAAUGGCACCUUCUUACAUUCUUGCACACAUACAUAUGUAUGUAUAACAUGCACCUUUUUCUUACAUUCCAGAAUUAGUCUUCCAUAUCAAAUAUGUUGGUAGACAUCAUAAUAAAUUCAUUUUGCUUUAAUUUAAGAGAAAAUCCCAGAUUUCUGUAAUAUAUAUGAGUGAGUGUACAGGAAGUUUCUAAAGAAUAUUGUGAGCUGAUAUCACUUGUUGGGUGUAGUCGUGCCUUUUGAGUUUGAAUUCUCAAAGAAUAGCCAUCUUUCUAGCGUACAUAUGCCUUUUUGUGAAUAUGUUUAGGCAUGAAUAAAAUCGCUGUUUCUCCAUGUUCUGCUCAGGAACAGUUUCAGCAUUAUUUUAAUUUUUGUAAAACAUGCUUACGAUUAUGACCAAAUUAUGUGAAUCCACAAUUUUUAUAAUAUUUUGUUGGAAAACAAUGCAGGAAGCCCAACGUUUUCAUUAAAGUUUUCUUUUUACUAUCCAGGAACCUAUGGUAAUUUAUCAUGGAUGUUAUUUCUUUAAAUGGGUGCAGAAUUUUCUGUUGAUCCCUGGAAAACAGAAUAUCUCAUUCUUUGAACAAAGGAUUCCUGCAUUAUUAGUAAAGCAUUUUUUUGUUUUGUUUCUGUUAAUGACUGCAGAACCCCUGCUUACUCCCAGCAGGCUGUACAGUUUAAUUUAUGAACAUACAUAGAGCUUUUGCCACACAUAAUCUUACGGUGAGUUAUUGCCAUCAGAGAUUUAGUUGUAAAAUGUCAGUGGUGCAUGAAUUACUUUUUUAUUUAAAUUUUUUAGUCAUGUGUGAAUUGUUGGUAAUUCAAAGUAAAUUUCAACUUUUAGGCCAAAAGUAUCUGAAUGGAAAUAAAGUUUACGUGAAUAUUUUUUUUCGCUAUUUGGACCUAAAAUUCAAUUUGAAAUUACCUUGUAACUCACAUUUAGCAAAUAGCCCUGGACGUGAUUUUUGAAUGUCUGCUCCCUGAUUUAUUGGUUCGUGUAAUCACAGUAAUUGACUAUAAACGUUGUGUUUUCUUGAAUCACUUCAUCAGUAAUCAAAUAUCCUUAAAGCACUUUCAUGAACUAAUGCCAAAUCGUACAACACUGUCUCAAGAUCCACCUGAUUUGGAAUAGUUUGUAUCACCAAAGAGUGGGACCAAUGGGCAGAUAUAGUUAAAGGACCAAGCAGGCCAUUAGAUUUUAGCAUUCUCUAGUUUCCAUUCCUUUAUGGGGGAAAAAUACGAUUUUUGAAGAUGCUAACCGACUAGAUGCUAUUGAUCUUCCUUGUUUUCUGAAAACCGCAGAUGUCAAGGUGAAUCUCAGAAAUCACAUGGCUUAACUGGGUGGAAAUUAAAUACAGAGACGCAAAUAUGUAUAGAAUAUUAUGUGUGUGUGUGUGUGUGUACAUAUAUAGACACUUUUCUACUUAAUUGAGGGUACUCGUGUUAGAAUAGACCCUGUUCAAAAUUUGCAAUUGGGAUUAUGGGUGCAAUGCCCUUAGAUCUGGUUCCCGUUGUUUGUU